AGGUCACUUCUUAGCUCACCUAUCUUGUAAUGGGAAGAGAUCGAUAUCAAAUUUCAAGGAAUCUUUGGCAUCUUAAUUACCUAGCCAGCGAGGCCCAUGAAAAAUCGAUCAUAUCUUCUUCCUCUUCUUUAGAGUUGGAAUUAGCUAGCUAGCUAGCUAGCUGUUCACCAAGUCUUUGAUUUGUUUUGCAAUGUUUCCUUUACACCAGGGAAAUAAGCUGGUCUUCCAGAUUUCAUCAUCUAAUCCUCACCACCAGAAUUCAUCAGAAGAUAGGAUUCUCGGAUAUGCUUCGCCGGAUGGAUGCAGCAGUACUGUUCUCAGCAACAACAAUAACAUGGGGAAAAGCCGGCGGAGGAAAUUAGUGGUUGCAGCUUUGGAUCAGACAAUUAUUGAAAAUUCAAAGGAUAACAAGAAGAAGAAAAUGAUGAUUCAUAGGGAGAAUGAAAGGCAAAGAAGGCAAGAAAUGGCUACCUUAUACUCCCGUCUUAGAUCCCUACUCCCCCUUGAAUUCAUCAAGGGAAAGCGUUCGACGUCUGAUCACAUGAACGAAGCUGUGAACUACAUAAAACACCUCCAGAAUAGAAUCAAAACAUUAGACGCAAAGAGAGAUGAAUUUAAGAAAUUCCCUAAAAUAAGCACUGAUGUUGACCGUCGCUGCACUACUGGAAGCUCUUUGAAUUCAGAUAAGGUGAAUUUGCCUAGCUGUUUUACAGUCCAGCCAAGUUCUGGUGGAGUGCAAAUUUUGGUGAGUGGUGGCUUCAGAGAGGAUGGGUUACCACUCAUUUCAAUCUCAAGCGUUUUGGAAAUUCUGCUUGGACGAGGGCUUACUGUUGUUAGUUGUGUCUCCUCCCAAGUAAAUGAAAGACUCCUUCACACUAUCCAGAUUGAGGUCGAUGAUGUGGAAAGUCUGGAUCUUUCUGCGCUGGAACAGAAGCUAGCUAAAGCGCUUCCAACAUCCAGAAGUACUAUCUCCAAGUAACACUCAAUCUAAUUGUAUUGAUUCGUAGCGACUCAUAGUUAAGUAACUAAUUACAGGUUCCCUCCUAAGUACUAGUUUCUUUUUUAGUAGACCUCCCAGAAGGUAAAAGUGAACAAAAAGACUUGUGAUUAAUUGAUUUCCUUUCCGAGUGUUCUGUAAGAUAAGGGAAGAUGAAUAUUGCCAAACCUCCUUGUAAAGCUUCUCUCUUUAAGCCAAUAAUUAGUUACUAUGAAAUGCAUAAUAUUUUUUUUUGAAUAAAAAAAAUGCAUAAUAUUUUUGAAACUCAUAGAUCAUAUCUAGCUAGCUUCAUGCAUGACUGUGAUUUUCUCUGGCAAUGUACGUGUUGGAUAUAUAACAUUUACAGAUUCAUACAUGUGAGGAAGCAAAUUAUUCGUCAAUGAUUAUGAUCGUCUAUUAUUCAAAGGAGUAUGGAGUAGUCCUGCAUUUAUUCAUUAGUAUUUCUGGCCACCUUGUAUUAUUUGGCUUGUUCCAUCAAACAUGCAUAUAGUGUAUCUGGCCACCUAGCUGCUUCCUGGAUUUGAUUUAUAGUUUAAUUAGCUGCUUAAUAAUUAAGUUCUUGAAUUUUAUGAAGAGAGGCAUUAAUUUGUCUGAGUCAUAUAUCGAAGAAUUGUGUGGACAUAUCCUUUGCCGGAAGCAUCAACUAGCUAGCUUCUUUGUAAUUUCCAUUGAUUGAAGAAUUAUUCAGUACAGAUUUGGCACGAGUUGUAUUACACGCAUCCAACAUAAUCAAGAUGAGUUUUUCUUUAAUAAUGGGAGUUAUUUAUUAGGAAGCUGGCCUUCAUCUCAUGCAAGUAUA
Molecule: messenger RNA, 1796 nt
Organism: Rosa chinensis
Lineage: Eukaryota; Viridiplantae; Streptophyta; Magnoliopsida; Rosales; Rosaceae
Product: transcription factor bHLH120
Exons: 3
Coding region: 191-979 (262 amino acids)
Biological process (GO): regulation of transcription by RNA polymerase II
Cellular component (GO): RNA polymerase II transcription regulator complex
Molecular function (GO): protein dimerization activity; RNA polymerase II transcription regulatory region sequence-specific DNA binding; DNA-binding transcription factor activity, RNA polymerase II-specific
Source: RefSeq, a predicted model, not a curated record